This is a messenger RNA of Hyla sarda, 2956 nucleotides long. It is a transcript of the gene B3GNT2, whose product is annotated as UDP-GlcNAc:betaGal beta-1,3-N-acetylglucosaminyltransferase 2. The record is from RefSeq and is a predicted model, not a curated record. The coding region runs from base 513 to 1706 and encodes 397 amino acids. Gene Ontology annotation, molecular function: hexosyltransferase activity. The transcript is spliced from 2 exons. Gene Ontology annotation, cellular component: membrane. Lineage: Eukaryota; Metazoa; Chordata; Amphibia; Anura; Hylidae.
UAGCGUGUUAGUAUGAGGAGGGCGGGGCCAGGGUGAUUUCUAGAGACAUCCUCGGCCUGAAUCCCCGCCCCAUCGCUCCUAUUGGACAAAUAGGAAUAGAGUCCAUCCCCCUCCCUUUCUACAGCUCCGCCCCCCCGUCUCUGGCUGUGUGUGACACACGGAGUCCUGCUGUGAAGGUACAAUCACGCUGCUCCGCGUACGGAGAGUCCAGGCAGGGCUGCGGCUGUGUAUGGACCGCGCACCCGGUGCGUUCCCCCCCCUCCGGUGGAUGCGGUACCGCUGCGGGGAGAUGAGGCAGCAGAGAGGAUGAUCAGACCCUGGCAGCACUCACUCCUGAGGAACCGUCCCGCCCAAGGUAACAACUACAAGUCUGUGCGGACGAGGCAGCUGUGACAGCAAGUGAUGCGGCGGAGACAUUACUACCGCACCUCGUAGACUUUAUCACGGACUUUACUCCGCACACCCGCCCUCUUCACUAGUUUCUUGGGAGAGCCGGAUGUCUGGUAUGAGAAAUGAGUGUUGGAAGGAGAAGAUUAAGAUUGGUGGGGAUCCUAAUGAUGAUAAACUUUCUCAUCUAUGUCAUUGUCGAAGUAUCGAAGAGUGGCAGUGACGUUGAUAAUGAAAAACGCCAGGUUCUGUUACCCACUGGCAAGUUCUGGAGGAAACGUGCAUCCAGCGGUGCUUAUUGGAAUAGAGAGCAACAAAAGCUUGACCGAUUGUACAAUCCAAUUCUAAACUUGCUAAAUAACGUCACCGUGGAAGAGAUGGUGGCUUCCAACGCGAGUCUAUUAAAUUCCUGCGAUAUGGAUACAAAUAUUCAGUCUGAAAUAAAGGACUUUGAGAACUUGCCAGUCAGAUUCAAGGACUUCCUUUAUUAUUUAAGAUGUAAGAACUAUUCUCUGGUGUUGGACCAGCCAAAUAAGUGUAAAGAUAAACCUUUCUUGCUGCUGGCCAUAAAGUCCCUUACACCGCAGUUCGAUAGAAGACAAGCUAUACGGGAGUCUUGGGGCAAAGAACUGAAAGUCAACAACAUGACUGUUGUCAGGGUGUUCCUCCUUGGAGAUACUCCUCCCGAAGAUGAUAAUCCUGACCUUUCCGGUCUAGUAAAAUAUGAAAGUGACAAGUAUAAGGACAUCCUCCUUUGGAAUUACAAGGACACUUUCUUUAACUUAACUCUUAAAGAAGUGCUCUUUCUGAAGUGGGUAAGCCAUUCCUGUCCAGAUGUCCAGUUCAUCUUUAAAGGUGACGACGAUGUCUUUGUAAAUACCCAUCAGAUCCUGGAUUACUUGAAGACGUUGUCCACAGAAAAGGCCAAAGAUCUCUUCGUUGGAGAUGUGAUCAAGGAUGCUGGACCUCAUAGGGACAAAAAGCUGAAGUACUAUAUUCCUGAGAGCCUGUUUGAAGGUUCCUACCCACCCUAUGCUGGGGGCGGAGGUUUCCUUUAUUCGGGCAGUCUUGCUUUAAGACUUUACAAUGCAACAUCUAGAGUUCUCUUGUAUCCUAUUGAUGAUGUAUAUACUGGAAUGUGCCUUGAAAAGCUUGGUCUUGCUCCAGAGAAACACAAGGGGUUCAAGACUUUUGAUAUAGAGGAGAAACAAAAAAAUAACAUUUGUACCUAUUCCAACUUAAUUUUGGUCCAUCCUAGGAAACCCCAAGAAAUGAUUAAGAUUUGGUCCAAGUUGCAAGACUCUAGUUUGAACUGUUAAGACGGAAGUGCAUGGUCUACGCCAGUGGUCUUAAACUGUGGCCCUCAAGAUUUUGCAAAACUUCAACUCCCAGCAUGCUGGGAGUUGGAGUUUUGCAACACCUGGAGGGCCACAGUUUGAGAACACAGGUCUACGCCCUGCGGAAGGAUUUCUGAUUUGCACUGCUUAUAACGUGAGGACCUGUGCGGACAGUACAUGUCUUAUCACACUGAAUGUUUCCAAAGACUUUGCGUACCCAGAAGGCUGUAUAUCUAUAUAUUUUGUUUUUAUUUGUUUCCACAUGUUUUUUCCAGUUUUUGUCUAAAGUAGUUGGUCUUAAUUUAUGGAAACCAAUUGUUUGAGCAGAUUUUUUUUUUUUUUUUUUUUAACCACGGACGUUUUUGUGUUUUUUUUUAAAACAUAUCGCGUGUUCCCUUUUUUUUUUUUCUUUUGGGAUCACAUGGUUGUGAAAUCCAUACUUAUCAGAUGGUUCUAUCAUCCUAGGUGUGGAAGUCAUUUCUGUACUAAAAUUGUUGACUAUAUGUAUUUAUUAAAAGUGGCCCUCUCAUGUAAACCUUGGUCUUGCUAAGAUGUGUGAAAGCUUUUGGUUGCUAAAACAUCUUCCUUCCCUUUGCGAUGACAUCUGCUGCUUUGAAAAGGAAUUUCCUUUUUUGUGUUUUAAUUUGGCAUCAGUUCGCUGUGUGGUUUUUGGCAUGGUUCUUUAAAGCACAAUGCCUCAAAGUCCUUCCGAGGACUUUGAGGCAUCCAUACACAUAUAGGUAUCCAUACACAUAUGAUGGCUAUCUCUCCCGAACCCUCUCUACACAUGAAUGUUUGUGUGUUUUGAAUGGAGAGAGGAGGGGGUAAGGCAUCACUAGACAAUUCUGGUGGUGGCUUCUUUUUCAAACCGAAGAAUUGGGCAAGUGAAAUCCAAGAUGCCUUGUCUGUCUUUCCCUCGAUCAGCCUCCAUACAUGUUAGUGAUCAGCCAGUCCAGACUGCUUUUUUUUUUAUUUAUAAUGUGUAUGGGACCUUAAUUUACUAUUUGUAAAGUUCUCAGAAGAGUUAAUUUUUAUAGCUGCCACUGUGUCUAUUGCAUUGACUUGUUGAGGAAGCAUUGUGGUAAUCGGUAAAGGUGUUUAACUCAGGGCUGCUAGUUCACAGCCAGAACAGUAUAGCGUUCUGCAUCAUUGGAAGGAAAAAAAGAUGGAAACCUUUUAAAAGGAGUCUCUAUUCGUGCCUCCGGAGGCAGAAUGUUACAAAAAAAAAAAAA